GUUGGCCUAUUCAUGAUUCUUCAAACUUCAAUCAAAUCUACUUCCAAUACUUUAUGAAAAAUAUAAUCUGGGAAAUGCACAAUCUAAUUUAGAAAAUAUACCAUCAUAAUUAUAAUCUUUAUUCUUUUCAGUUUUUUUUCCAGAUUCCAAUUCUCAUCAUUAUUUUCCAAUUCUGCUGUACAAAUUACAAUCGCCGCAUAGCUUCAUUUGAACACACACAAAAACACACACACAAACCUAGAAAGAAACUACAAGCGUUAACCCUUUUUAAUCUCGUCUCUGAAAAUGUUGGGAUCCUAGUGUUUUUAUGUUUUGAAACACUUUUCUUGAGAUAAAGUUGACAUCUUUUUUGUUAACAUUGCACUGUUUUCUGGGUGAUUACAGUUGAUAAAUUGAUUCUUGGGCAGGCUUAUUAUUGACCCUUUCUCUUGGAUGGUAGGAUCACAAGCUCUGUUUAUGUAUAUCUGGGUUCUGGGGUGUGCUUUUGAGAAUCAUUUUCUUUAAUUGAGGAAUAAUAAAGUCUGGACCCUUACUGUAUUCUUAGGGGUUUCUUGAGUAUUUUUCAAUUUUAGUCAAACCAUGUGCAAUAAUAUUAUAUUUAAAGCAAUGGGGUCUAGCUAUAUAAAUUAGAAGCUUGAUUGUUGGUUUUGGGUUUUCAGAAGAAAAGUUACUUUGAGUUGUUGAGGGACUUAAGUUGAAAUCUGGAAAUUGAGUGGUUUGUUGGUAGAUAAGUUCUGGAGUCCCAACUAGUGUAAUUGGGUACUUAUUUGAUAUCCUGGUAUGGGUGAAAUUGAGGAAUGGGCACAGCCAAGUGGCAUGUUCCCGAAUGGGAUGUUGCCUGAUGCAGGUCCAUUGAUUAAUGUGCUUCAGUCUGAUAGAUGGUUAAAGGCGGAGGAGAGAACUGCAGAGCUUAUUUCUCGCAUCCAGCCUAAUCGGCCAUCUGAAGAACGGAGAAAUGCUGUUGUGGAUUAUGUGCAACGACUAAUAACAAAGUGUUUUCCAUGCCAGGUUUUCACUUUUGGAUCAGUACCCCUCAAGACCUACUUGCCUGAUGGAGACAUCGACUUAACUGCCUUUAGUAAUAAUCAAAAUUUGAAAGAAACAUGGGCUACCCAGGUCCGUGAUAUGCUCGAGAAUGAAGAGAAGGAUGAAAAUGCUGAGUUUUCUGUGACGGAGGUUCAGUAUAUCCAGGCAGAAGUCAAGAUUAUUAAGUGCCUCGUGGAGAACAUUGUGGUAGAUAUAUCCUUUAACCAGGUUGGCGGAUUAUGCACCCUUUGCUUCCUGGAGGAGGUUGAUCAUUUGAUAAAUCAGAAUCAUCUAUUCAAACGCAGUAUUAUACUAAUUAAAGCAUGGUGCUACUAUGAGAGCCGAAUACUUGGUGCUCAUCAUGGGCUUAUAUCAACAUAUGCCUUGGAAACCUUGGUUCUUUAUAUAUUUCAUGUUUUUAAUAAUUCCUUCGCCGGACCACUCGAGGUUCUUUAUCGAUUUCUGGAAUUCUUUAGCAACUUCGACUGGGAUAAUUUUUGUGUCAGCUUAUGGGGUCCUGUAUCCAUUGGUUCACUUCCAGAUGUGACCGCCGAAACUCCCAGAAAAGAUGGCGGUGAAUUGCUACUGAGCAAAUUAUUUCUUGAAGCAUGUAGCUCUGUCUAUGCUGUUUUCCCUGGUGGCCAGGAAAACCAGGGACAGCCUUUUUCUUCAAAGCACUUUAAUGUGAUUGAUCCUUUACGUGUAAACAACAAUCUUGGGCGUAGUGUUAGUAAAGGUAAUUUUUAUAGGAUACGCAGUGCAUUUGCUCAUGGGGCUAAAAAACUGGCAAGAUUGCUCGACUGCUCUAAUGAAAGCAUACUUUUAGAACUCAACCAAUUUUUUAUGAAUACAUGGGAGAGAUAUGGCAGCGGUAAUAGGCCUGAUGCACCAGAGGUCAAUACUUUGAGUUUGAGGUCGUCAACCCAAGGUAAUGUGCCUAUAUCUGUCAAUUCCAAGGAUGUUUUAAGCAGCAAAGAAGUGAAGAGUAAUUCUUCUAUUCGGGAUUCCAAGGUUGAGAGAACUAGUCUGCAUGGUGUUUCGUUUCAACGCGGUAAUCAUUCCUCAGAUAGCAUGUCUGGGAUCAGUAAUGUUUCUGCAACUUCUCUUAAUGAAAAUCAAAAGCGUCAAGAGAACUUGAAUAGCAAAAGAAUAUCAGGUCAGAUCAUUCGGCAAAUUAGUUCAAACCAGGCUACGGGUACUGAUAAGGAUCAAAGAAAUUUGCAAUCUCAACGUAUUUUAAGUGAUAUUCAGGGGAGGUUUCUUUUUGUGAGAACACGCUCAAGUCCUGAGCUUACUGACACUUAUGGUGAUGUUUGUUCUCAAAGCAGGCAGGCAGGAGAAGAAGAUAGUGUAAAGUCCCAGGGUACCGCUACUGAGUCAAGCACUAACAUUAAUAGUUAUCAUCAUAAAAAGGAAAACCCUGAACCUUAUGUUGUACCAAGCCAUAGUGGCCAAUCUGUAAAUGAUGACCCUUCAUCUAAUAGACAUGCUACACCUCACCAGAGCCUUGAUCCUGAUGCUGGUUUAAACAGUGCUCCAAAUCAUCAGUCUGAAUCAGGCUUAAGAAACAUGACUGAAGAACUUUCUCCUGCAUCCAGGAUGCAAGGGAUGCAACAAGAACAAGAUAUAAUGAACUUGAUGGCCUCUUCUACCAUUAAUGGUUUCAAUGGCCAGGUUCCUAUGCCACUGAAUGUAGCUGCAGGUCACCUACCUUUUCAGCCUGUUCUAGCUUCAAUGGGGUAUGCUCACAGAAAUUUUCCUGGAAUGGUGCCUGCCAAUUUUCCCUUAAUAGAUCAACCGUUUUCAAAUAUACAGUUUCCUUAUGGCUGUAUUCCUCCACAUUUAGGCCACUACUUCUUUGGCACAGGAUUAAACACGAAAAUAGAUGUUUCCAAUGAUCCAGUUAAUGAGAAUAUUAGUUCUUCAGAAUUGAAGCGAGGAGAUGCUGAUUAUGAUUACUGGCAGGAGCAGGACACAGAGUCCACCGGAGGCUUUGACCCAGAUAGAGGAAAAGUUGAAUUGCUUCAUACUGAUGAUACACCACAGUCAAUCUCGCCAAGUGUUAAUCUAAUUCCUCCAUUUCAGUCAAGAGAUCCCAGAAGUUCAACUAGAGGUCAACAGAUGUAUAGCAGGGAAAAACAUGGGUCAAAGCCUGAUGAUCAUCUAGAUAAUUUCCAGUUUGAGCAAAAAGAAAACGAGGUAUAUUCUGAUGAGAGAACAACAAGUUCAAGGUUUUCUUCUGCUGCUCACAGUAGUUCUUUAAGAAGUAAAACUUCUUCCGAGAGUUCCUGGGAAGAGCCAUCUACAAAGUUCUCAAAGUCAACAAGAGAGAAGGGGGGAAAUAAAAUUGUUGCUGAAUCAUCUACUGUGUAUGGAACGGGUAACAUCAUGUCAGAGCGUGCAUCUGAUCAGCCUGACGACGACCAAGAUUGGAAUCGCCAGACGAACACAAGAAAAGAAAUUGCUGAAAUAAGUUCAGGAAUGAAUUCAGUUCCUUCUUUGCAUAUGGUGAGGCAUCACAUACCUGACUAUGAAUCCGCUCAAACAAGUGGUUCAGAAGCAAUGAUUCCUAUGCCUCCCAUGAUAUUUGCUUCUCGCCAAAGAACAAUGGAUAACUCUGGGACUGUUCCCUUUGCAUUUUAUCCGGCUGGGCCUCCAGUGCCAUUUUUUACAAUGAUCCCUUACCCUGUGUAUAGUGUUCCGCCUGAUGCUGGAGCUUCUGCCAAUUUAACGAUUAAGUAUGGCGGGGAGGAAGGUCUCGAGAAUAGCGAUCCUGCUCAAAAAUUUGAUUCACCAGGAGAUGAACAUUCUCAGAAUCCAGCUAACGUAGAAUCCUUAAGAAAGGCUGCUAAUUCUGAGACAUCUCUUGAACACAUUUCUGACAUUCUUAACAGUGACUUUGCCAGCCAUUGGCAAAAUUUGCAAUAUGGACGGUUUUGCCAAAACCCCCAGUCCCUCGGUCCUCCAACUUAUCCUUCACCUGUCAUGGUGCCACCUAUGUAUCUACAGGGUCGUUUUCCAUGGGACGCACCUGGACGACCCCUUUCAGGCAAUGUGAAUGGAGUCUCUCCACUUAUGAAUUAUGGUCCUCGUCUUGUUCCUGUCGCUCCUAUUCAGCCUGUUCCUGGGAGACCACCUAAUGUAUAUCAACAGUACGGUGAUGAUCUGCCAAAAUAUCGUAGUAGUGGGACCGGAACUUAUUUGCCAAAUCCUAAGGUUUCUGCAAGGGACCGACAUACUUCAGGCACCAGAAGGGGUAACUACAGCUAUGACAGAAGUGAAAACAAUGGAGACAGAGAAGGAAACUGGAAUCAUAAUUACAAAUCAAGAGGCACAGGCCGGAACCACCAUCGCAACCAAACUGAGAGAUCAAACUCAAGAACUUACAGACCAGCUGUCAGUGAGAGCCGACCUGAUAGAUCAUGGAAUUCUUACAGAAAUGACACAUAUUCUUCGCACCAGGCGCAAAACGGUGCAUUGCACUCUAACUCCUCUCAGGCUGGUCUUCCAAAUGUGACAUAUGGGAUGUAUCCUGUACCAUCUGUGAACCAAAACCCCUUGUCAUCUAAUGGGCCAAAUACUCCAGCGCUUGUAAUGAUGUAUCCAUAUGAUCAUAAUCCUAACUAUAGUCCAACCGCUGAACAGCUAGAUUUGGGAUCAUCAAGUCAGGUGGGUUUCCCAGUUACGAAUGAAAAAUAUUUGAGUGAAGGAAGUAAGGAAAAGGAAGCAUUUGACGAACAUAGGUUACAUGGGAGAUCUGCACACCACUCAUCCCCAGAUCAACCUUCCUCCCCCCAUCAUUAUAGAUCCUAAAGGGAGGUUUAAUUGGUUCAUUAAUUUUACAAUUACAGAGUUAUAGGUUGAAGUGAGCAUCUCCACAAGUGCUUCUUAGUUAUGUAGAAAUUGCCAGGAAGGACAUUACUGAGAUACCAGCACACUCUUACCGGGUUCACAGAUGAUACUCGACCCUUGUCAGGUUUGAUAUUUUCCUCACCUCGCUCGUGUCUUGGAGACAUUAUCUUCCCAAGUGUCUGUCCUUAGAAACUGACCCUCUUUAGUAUAGUCUCCAUGUAAGGAACCUAGUCAUCUAACACAGAGGGACCGAUUUUAAGGAAUGUGGAAGGGACACAGGAGAUGGGCUAGCUAGAUCAGAUUAUGUACUUUAUUUAUACUUAUUUUUACUUUUGGGUAUUACAUGGUAGGCUAUACACAUUGUAAGCUUAUUGAAGUAGAUGUUUUUACCAUGCCAUGAUCUGUUUUUUGGCAGGGAUUUUCUUAAAAUUCAUACUUGGGAUUUGUAUACAUGCGUGUUGUACUGCUCUCUGAUAAAAUUUUAAAUGUUAACAUUCUCAUUCAUUUCUCCA
Daucus carota subsp. sativus is the source of this 5390-nucleotide messenger RNA. RefSeq lists its product as uncharacterized. The record is from RefSeq and is a predicted model, not a curated record. The transcript has 9 exons. The coding region runs from base 781 to 4839 and encodes 1352 amino acids. NCBI's taxonomy places the organism in Eukaryota, Viridiplantae, Streptophyta, Magnoliopsida, Apiales, Apiaceae.